Papilio polytes (common Mormon) is the source of this 941-nucleotide messenger RNA. RefSeq names its product proteasome subunit alpha type-6-like. The coding region runs from base 138 to 878 and encodes 246 amino acids. Gene Ontology annotation, cellular component: proteasome core complex, alpha-subunit complex; cytosol; proteasome core complex. Gene Ontology annotation, biological process: ubiquitin-dependent protein catabolic process. Lineage: Eukaryota; Metazoa; Arthropoda; Insecta; Lepidoptera; Papilionidae. The transcript has 6 exons. The record is from RefSeq and is a predicted model, not a curated record.
CCAAUGACAAGCGAAACCGGCAAGCCGAGUAAAUUCUCUACCUUCUGUCAAAAAUAUUGUAUGGUUGAGUCUGUUUUACUGUUUUCAAGAUUUUGUUAUUCUAUUUCAGUAUCAUAUAGUUUGAUUGUGAUAUAAGAAUGGCUCGUGAAAGUAGUGCUGGUUUUGAUAGGCAUAUUACAAUUUUUUCCCCUGAAGGCAGACUUUAUCAAGUCGAGUAUGCCCUGAAGGCAAUCAACCAGGGUGGAUUGACGUCGGUGGCCCUGCGCGGCGCUACAGCGGCCGUGGUGGCGGCGCAACGCAAGGUGCCCGACCGCCUGCUCGACCCCGCCUCCGUCACGCACCUCUUCCCCCUCACUGAUCACAUUGGCUGUGUCAUGACUGGCAUGAUUGCGGACAGCAAGUCGCAGGUGGCGCGCGCGCGCUACGAGGCGGCCAACUGGCAGUACAAGUACGGCUGCGAGAUCCCCGCGCACGUGCUGUGCCGCCGCGUCGCCGACAUCUCGCAGGUGUACACACAGAACGCGGAGAUGCGCCCGCUCGGCUGCAGCAUGAUGCUGAUCGCGUACGACCCGGAGACGGGGCCGGCCGUGUACAAGACGGACCCCUCCGGGUACUACUGCUCCUACAAGGCGGUGGCCGCCGGCGCUAAGGCCACAGACGCCAACGCCUACCUCGAGAAGAAGCUGAAGAAGCGCGGCGAGCUGGGCGCGGCGGAGGCGGUGCAGCUGGCGGUGGGCUGCCUGGCGCAGGUGCUGGCCGUCGACUUCAAGGCCGCGGACAUCGAGAUCGGCCUCGUCACCAGCGACAGCCCGCGCUUCCGCGUGCUGACGGAGGCGGAGAUCGACAAGCAUCUGACCGCCAUCGCAGAGAAGGAUUGAACACGCUGGGAAUCGUUUAUAAUCUAUGUUAAUUAUUUUUAAUAAAUAAUACAAACAAAAUGU